AUGAAUCCAGAAGAACAGCGUUCAAGUUGUCCAGGAUUUUUGGAUGAAUAUGGCAUUUGGAAUAAUGGCUUUGAUUGCCCAUCAUUAUCUGGCCAAAAGCGUAUAUGCUGUGGAUCAGAGUCUCGUCGUUAUUGUUGUGCAUUAGAAAAUUUACAAACAAGCUCAUUUAGUCCAUUCAAUCUUCAUGAAAAAUCAUUUUUAUCAAGAAAUCAAACGAAUAUAUCUUUAAUUGAAAGAAUUAAUUUAACUUUUCUAACGCUACCUAUUCUAUUAACAUGUAUUUUAAUAAUUAUUCUUUUAUUAUUAAUUAGUUUAAUAAUAUUCGUAAUCUUUUAUCGUCUUUAUAAACGAAAUCAAAAUAAAAAAGAAGAAUACUUAUCAACAAAUCAAUCAUUAUUUGUUGAUCAUUUUCCAUUUUCACCUCCACAUCAUCAAUUAUUUUUUAAAAAAUCUAAUCCUCAAACAUAUCUUUUACCUCAACAACCAAAAGAUGCAUUAACAGCAAGUGUAUCAUCAUCAUCAGCUCAUGUACCAUCUGAGCAUUAUUAUAAUGAUUGGAAAGAACUUUUUAAUAAUACAGAACAACCGAUGAAUAUGUAUCCAACAAUAUCAUCUCAUAGUUUGGAAACAAACGAUAAUCAAUCAUAUCUUUAUUCGAAUUAUUUGUUUCAUGGUAAACAUCAACAAAAUGGAAUUACUGUCUAA
Rotaria socialis is the source of this 705-nucleotide messenger RNA. NCBI's taxonomy places the organism in Eukaryota, Metazoa, Rotifera, Eurotatoria, Philodinida, Philodinidae. The record is from the annotation of a GenBank genome assembly.